Pungitius pungitius (ninespine stickleback) is the source of this 2773-nucleotide messenger RNA. It is a transcript of the gene sagb, whose product is annotated as S-antigen; retina and pineal gland (arrestin) b. The coding region runs from base 69 to 1217 and encodes 382 amino acids. Gene Ontology annotation, biological process: G protein-coupled receptor internalization; signal transduction. The transcript has 16 exons. Lineage: Eukaryota; Metazoa; Chordata; Actinopteri; Perciformes; Gasterosteidae. Gene Ontology annotation, cellular component: photoreceptor inner segment; photoreceptor outer segment. Gene Ontology annotation, molecular function: G protein-coupled receptor binding. The record is from RefSeq and is a predicted model, not a curated record.
GAUCGGUCUGAUCACUUAUUAGAAAUCUGCUGCUGAUCAUCGUUCAGGUCGUGACAUCAUUGGUCAACAUGAGUCCCAAACAUGUGGUCUUCAAGAAAGUGUCGCGGGACAAGUCGCUCUCUGUCUACAUGACCAAAAGAGACUUUGUGGACCACGGUGACUUUGUGGAUCCAGUCGAUGGAGUCAUCGUGAUCGACCCAGUGCUACGCGGAUCAAAGAAAGUGUUCGUGAUGCUGUCGUGUACCUUCCGCUACGGACCCCAGAAUGUGGAUGUGAUGGGCGUGGCCUUCAGGAGGGACCUGCUUCUGGUGACCCGGCAGGUUUACCCCGAGCUGCAGGACAAGGAGAAGCUGACUCACACCAAAACCCAGAAGAAGCUGCUCCAGAAGCUGGGACCUGACUCCUUCCCCUUCUUCUUUGAGUUUCCAGACCACCUGCCGUGUUCUGUUGCUCUGCAGCCUGGACCUUCUGAUGUGGGAAAGAAAUGUGCGGUGGAGUUUGAAGUGAAAGCUUUCUGUGGACACAACCAGGAUGAGAAAGACAAACAGAGCUCAGUGCGUCUCAGCAUCCGUAAGAUCCAGUUCAGUCCAGGACACUCCGACCAUGUUCCUGUGGCAGAAACAACCUUUGAGUUCCUUAUGUCUGAGAAACCUCUGAAAGUGAAGCUGAGCCUGGAGAAGGAGAUCUUCUACCAUGGAGAGCCUGUCAGAGUACACGUAGACAUCAACAACUCGUCCAGCAGGAACAUCAAAGACAUCACUGUGUCUGUGGAUCAGGUGACAAACAUCGUACUUUAUUCCAACGACAAAUACGUGAAGUCCGUCGCAAGAGAAGAGACAAUGGACUCCGUCCCCCCUGGGACUAGUCUAAAGAAGGACUACACUCUCUUUCCUCUGCUGAUCCACAACAAGGACCGAAGAGGACUCGCUCUGGACGGACCACUCAAACACGAAGACACAAACCUGGCUUCAUCCAGCAUAGUGAAGCAGGAGGUGCAGGGGAUGCUGGUCUCCUAUAAGGUCGUGGUGAAGAUGAUUGCUUCUGGGACCGUGGGAUCCAGUGAGGUGUCUCUGGAGCUGCCAUUCAAACUGAUGAAUCCUAACCCUGAAACAGCCAAAGAGAGUGAAUCAGAGGACUUUGUGUUCGAGGAGUUCAAGCGAGUUUACCUGAAGGGCGUCGUCUACGGAGACGAUGACGAGUCUCCUACUGACGCCUAAACUACUACAGAAUAGAAAGAUGUAUCCGUUUGUUUAAAAUGAAACUUUAUGACUGAUUUAAUGUGAGAAAUGGUCAUUCAUAAUAUUUGUACUUUUGAAGACAAAAACAGGAAUGAAAGUAAAAAAUAGAAUGCUAAUAAGUGUAAGUGACUCUUUGAAUGAAAGUUUCCCUGUACAUCCAGAUCUUAGUAUACGAUCGAUGCUUCUGACAUCCAGAAUCAGAAGCCGUUUAUUGUCAUAUAUGUAUAUAUAUACAUAUAUAUAUAUAUAUAUAUGUUACAUAUACAGGAAUUUGUUCUGGUGAUUGGUGCAGACGAAUAGAAUAAAAAUAAAAAGCAAAGAAACAUUCUAAACACAUAAGUACAUACAUUUUUUUGGACUACUGUGCAAAUGUCCUGGGGAUGUAGUGUCUGGGUCAGUGGGGGACCAACUGCUGAUGGGAAGAAACUGUUUGUGGUCCUGAUGGACCUCGCCCUCUCUGCAGAGCGGAGGACACGCUGCAGCUUGUCCUCGUCCUUGGCAGUGGCUGCAGCUUGUCCUCGUCCUUGGCAGUGGCUGCAGAGUACCACACGGUGAUGGAGGAGCAGAGGAUGGACUCGACGAUGGCCGUGUAGAAGUACACCAUCAUUGUCUUUGAGUCGCACAAAAUGAUGCAAAACUGAGAAAAACAGUGAUUGAUCGAUGCUGUUGAUAAUUCAAUCUAGUAAUCUUAUUUGAUGAUGAUUUAUGGGUUUCCUUAACUAAAAACAGUCAAAAGAUAAAAUAUCUAUCAUCUGGUUCAGAUGAUUUAUCUUGCCUUACUAAGUAUUUUCAAAGUUUAUGUGGCACAUUUAAAACAAAAGAUACACAGUCAAACAAAGACUGGAAUAGCUGUUGUCCGAGUUCCAACAUAAACCAAAACAAAGAAAAACAGGGCAGCGAGUGAACAUAUCGCGAUAUAAAGACUAAUCGUUCCCCUUUAAUUACCUGUGUACUCUCCCCUCACGCUGGUUUAUUCUUUCCCAAUUGAAAAAUCUAUGGAAAGAACCCACAGAACUUUUUCUGAUCUUAAGGAGUACUACGGGCCAAAAGUAUCACAAGCCUGAAAUACUAGGAGUCUGUAGUACUAGGAGUCUGUAGUACUAGGAGCCUGUAGUACUAGGAGCCUCAAGUAUUAGGAGUCUGUAGUACUAGGAGCCUGAUGCAUCACUCAUGAUAUUCAUUGAUAUUAUUUUAUAAAUAGUUUCAGAAUCACAUAUGUAUACUGGUGUACACUAAAUGCAUUUUAUAAAUUGGUCUAAUUUAUGAACAGGUUUGUCAGUUUGUUAACAAUAUUCUACAAGUACCAGGAGCAUGAAGUACCACUUAAAGCGUGAUGUAGCAUAGAAGAGGUCCACCAGCUACAAACAACCAGGGGAGGAAACCGCCUUGUUGUACUAGAUUAUUACAUUACAUUAUAUUACAUGUCAUCUAGUACCUGGUCAUGUUGUUCAGAAGAAGAAAAGUUCUUCAUCAGCCAUCCAUCCAUAAACCUCUUCAUACAAGGUCACAGGUGGGCUGGAGUCAAUCAGGUGAGA